Molecule: messenger RNA, 1287 nt
Organism: Dalotia coriaria
Lineage: Eukaryota; Metazoa; Arthropoda; Insecta; Coleoptera; Staphylinidae
Product: retinaldehyde-binding protein 1-like
Exons: 5
Coding region: 155-1108 (317 amino acids)
Cellular component (GO): membrane
Molecular function (GO): phosphatidylinositol bisphosphate binding
Source: RefSeq, a predicted model, not a curated record
UAAAGUAAAACUUUGCUUCGUUCAGUUAACUACAACGCAUCGAACAGUUGAGUUCAGUUUUUGCAUCUUGCAGAAAGUGAACAACUUUCAUUUUCAUUUUCAUUCGCGUGUUGUGAGUUUUUGUGCUGUGUCCAUUGUGUAAAACUGCAAUAAAAUGAAUAUGACAAAGACAUCUCAUCCGUUUUUUGACGGGCUGAAAACAAUCCCCGAAGGAAAACACAAAGAAUUACAAAAAAUUCGAAACUGGCUCCUCACUCAACCGCAUCUGCCAACGAUAAGUGACGACUUCGUGUACCUCUUCUUACACGCCUGUUACUACGACCUCACUCGCACCAAGUACACCAUCGAUCGCUACUUUACCAUCCGCUCAAAAACUCCAAUGCUAUUCGCAAACCGUGAUGUGGAUCACCCAACAAUUCAAACAUGCAUCGAACUCGCGCAUGUGGUGAGACUUCCAAAACUUACCCCGGAUGGUUACAAGGUAUUGAUGUACACCUGCAAGGACCCAGAUUACACCAAAUUGGUUUUUGCUGAUGCAGUCAAAGGAUUCUGUAUGUUCAACGACUGUGCCCUUUCUGAAGAUGGUUUGGCUGAAGGAUACAUCGUCCUUUUUGAUAUGAAAGGUGUUUCUCUGGGACAUUUAGCCAGAGUGUCUCUACCACCUUUAAAAGCCUUCUUAAACUACAUCCAGGAAGCCCAUCCUGCAAGACUCAAACAAAUCCAUGUUCUGAACACUGCGAAUUACAUCAACCACAUCAUGCGUAUCAUCCUCCCACUUGUCCGUUCUGAAUUCUUAUCCUUUGUGAAAUUCCACAAAGGGAACGUACCUGAAGGUAUACCCAUUGAGAUAAUGCCGAAAGAUUACGGUGGUGAAGCUCCCACAGUUAAAGAACUAGACGAAGAAAGUUUAUCAAUGGUGGAUAAAUACAGAGACUGGUUGAAAGACAGCGAGAAGUACCAGGUGGAUGAAACUAAACGUAUCAAAAAAGGUUCAUGGUGGGGCGGGUUGUUUGGUUAUGGACAACAGACUAUCCCGAAUAAUAACAACAUGGCUCUAGUUGUUGAUGGACAACAAAAGGUUUACUUAAAAGACCUUCAAAUUGAUUAAAUUCAAGAGGGAUACCAUCAAUUUCUACAACAGUAUUCUAUAUUAUAUCUAACACUCUGUAUAUAUAUAUAAAAUAGUUCUUAGGUUUGUGAUCAAAUUUGGUAGGGUUCUUAUUUUCUGUAUGAAUUUUAAAUUUAUUUCUGGUUCAUUCAAUAAAAUAACAGUAAUUUAAAUUCAAA